CCCGAAUAAGUUUGCAGCAUUCGUAGUUCUUGCUGUUCGGCAACGAUCUGACGAAGAUUAUGGCUGAAUACGUGCGGGGAGCUCCUGAAGUGGCAGUGAUUCGAAUGUGUAAUCCUCCGCUCAAUACGAUCAGGUAACAAUGGGGAAAGACUGGAAAAGUUACCAGUUUAGUCCCAUGCCUGUUUAGUUGGAAGCGAUUAAUCCUGUCCAUGAAGAGGUCUCGAGAAAGUGAAAGCUUGCACACACUUUUGGGUUAAUUUUAUGGGUCUUAAUAAAGUAAGACCCAUCUGUGAUUUGGGAUGGAUUUUUAGUGUUUUCCUCAAUAGUGUUAUCUGCCACUGAAUUUGCUAGCAGUGUGCAAAGGAAUAUUGUCCAGGUGACUAGUACUGUUGCAUAUUUGGAUUCAGUUAGAUUUAUUCCAGGAAAAAUGCAUAGGAACCAUCUAUAGUGUUUGUCUAUUAUCUUUGUGUUAAGUUUCUUUCUGUCAAGCUUGUUUCCUGGUGUUUACAUUGACACAGCAAUGUAAUUUACUUGGCCACAAUGCAGAAAUGUUUGCUUCUUCUAACUUAUAGCCCAGAUAUUUUUUGUUUUGUUUUGGACUAACAUCCUAAUACUAAUCAUUCAAGCUUUGCUGCGAGCUGGAUUUGAGGAAGGCAAGUGUACUGAGGUGCAAACCUGUCAGUAAAUUUUUAAAUCAUGUCUGUGUUUUUCCCUGAAGAAUCUACAACAAAUUACAAAAAAAUAAAAGCCAAAAUAAAACCAUGGGAGAAAGCACCAAACCUUCACACCACCUACAGUGAUCACAUGGGCUUCCUAUUUUCAUAAUAGCAAAACUGAUGUUUAACUAAGUCAGAGUUGAGCAAUAUGAAAAUUCAUUGUUGCACAGUGAGUUUGAACUUUAAAUAGGGCAUCAACAACAUUGAAAACAGUAUAUAUUAUGGCCCACCUACUUUAGAUUCUUCAACCCAAUAUGAGAAUACAGCCAAUAUGAGCCAAUUUAGAUGCCAAGAAAAAAAUAUUUUAUUUCAAGUAAAUUAAUUAUUAAUCAGCUAAUUAUCAUAUACACUCAUACACACACGUAUAUAGAACACAGUGUGACUGUCCUGAGUAAUCAGCUAAUUAUUAAAAACUAAACUCUAACUAGACUAGGAUAGCAAUUAUUCCAUGGAUUUUACCUGUAAACAUGUAAAAAGAGUGCUGAUCUCCAACAGUUCCUACCUAGAAGUUAUAAUUCUUUUUUAAUCCUGUACCUAUUCAACUGCCUUUUAUUUUAUCUCAUUUUUUUCUGAAAUUUGUUUCUUAAAUGCUAUUAGGAUUAGAGAUUAGUGCUGUUAUUACUUAGUGCUCAGUCACUUCCCAAAGUUUUAUGGAAUAUACAUGGGUAGGCAGUUAUUUUGGUGCUACCACAUGUAAGAUUACAGAUACAGCACCCUAUGCACAAAACUCAGAAAUAAGAAUGAGCCCCACUGAAUCUAGCUCGUCACCAAAAAUGCAGAUCAAAUAGUUCAAACUACAAAGAAGCUUUUAAAGUAAACUAUUAGUUCAUCCAUACAUUUUUAUAUCUUGUGGGACAUAUAUGAUUAUAUUACACUGUAUAUUUUUAUUUUAGGAAAAUUCUGUACAUUGCUUGGUUGUAAAUCUGGAAUGUGAUCAGAUAGAUAUGCAAAAAUGAAUUUCUAUUUUGCCCCGUUCCAACGAAUUUAUCUACUGUUGAUAUUCUACUUCUUAAGUAGCAAAAAUAAUAAACUCAAUUCAUUGGUAUAGAUUAUAUAUCAAUUUUAAAAAGAAGAAUAUUGCCUGUAUUGCGCUUUCAAUUUUUUCUUGAUAAAGUAAUAUGUGGAAAAUAAUUAUAUUUUAAAAUGAGGUAAUUUAUAUAAAUUCCGCUUUCAGAAUAAACAGUAAUGAUGGCACAAAAUGGUUAUGCAGGGGGAAAAAAUAUCAUGGAAAGAGUUCUGGUUAAUAUUUAAACCUUGAUGUUUUUAGACUUUGGAUUCUAUUCAGCUGACUCAGAGCAGUAAUCCCAUUAUGAAAUGUUCAAUUACAAUGUAUUAUUAAAUGAACUGCUUUUAUUUUUAAUUAAUUAAUUUAAUUAAUUGAUUUUAGUUAAUACCUAUUCGUCUGGAGUCAGAUGACAUACAUAGCAUAUUAAAGCUUGACGAAGUUUUAUAAUCAAUAGCUGAUAUCCCAAUCAUCUUCACAGUAAUUGGCCUUUUGCUUUUGUUUUGCUUUUUUAAAGAUUACAAAAUAAUUAAAUGAAUUUGGUAUCAAAUUUACUGUGGACAGGAUGAAAAUUGAAUUCCAGUUUUUGUCUCCAGGGCCCUGAAAAAAAGGCAUGAAUAAUAAAUUAGCCAAUAACAAAAUUAUAGUUUAGGAAUCCUGUGUACUACAGCUUAACUGAUGAUGUGGAUUGCAUACUUGCAGUGACCCACAAACAGGUCUAGUAAUAUAUUGUUUCUUCUAUGUUCAUGUUCCUUCAUCCUGUCCUUACCCUAUGUAUAAAUCUGCCUUAAAUUAUCCUUUAGUGUACCUCUAUUAAAAUAGGGUUUUCACCCUGGUAUUCUCCCAAUACCAUCCAAGUGCAAUUUUGAGUUUUGUUAGAUUUUGUUAUGGAAGUGAGGUGACUGCAGUGAAUUAAAAUAUAGGCAAUAAAGACAUUGGAAUCACAAAUGCAGGCAGCUAAUAAAAUACACUGGUGCAGUUUUCCGCCAAAUGGUACAAACUAGGCAGUGAAAAAGGCAGUGAAAAGUGAAAAGUGUAUAUGUGAUGAACAAUACAGGUAUCUUUCAUGCAUCAAAUACCUGCAUUAUGAGGUUACCUUCAGUUUCCAUUGAUCCUGAAAAUGAGAGAAAAAUUCAUUCAAUUCUUUCAUUAAUAUAUGAAAAAUUCUUGUUAGUGUUAUAGCUCCCUCUAGUGGCAAUUUUAAUCUUCUCAAUCUUCAUGUAUUAACAGUGUGUCAGAUUUAUGAAUUAUUUUAAAAACACAAUUUUUAGCAAAAAGCAAAGAAAAGUCUAAGCCACCCAGAAGAAAGACCUUAUCAAAAUGCAAGGAUAGGUCUGAAACAAAGGCAGGGGGAGAUAAAUAAAAAUUGUUAUAAUUUUUGAUGUUGCAAUAUAUGUCAAAGAAUAUAUUGCAGUAGUUCUUGAAGUAAUUAGAAAAUGACAUAGAUAUUACAAUAAUUCUAACAAUUGAAAAUAAAUAUAUUACCAUAUUAUAAUGAUCAGUGUAAGAAGCCAUUGUAUAGAUCAGGGGUAGUCAACCUUUUUAUACCUACUGCCCACUUUUGUAUCUCUGUUAAUAGUAAAAUUUUCUAACCGCCCACCAGUAAUGUGCCAUGUAUCGUCGUCUGCACAUGCACAUCGUGGAUUGGGUUGGGGGGGCGCUGGCUACCAGUUCUCCUUAUCUAUUACAGCUGGGUGGUAUGGGGGGAGAUGCGCGAGCUAUUCUGGGAUGAGGCUCUUUUGUUUGCAGUCGCAUUAUAGCGCCAUUUAGUUUCACUUACGUAACGUGAACUAAACUUAUGUGUGGGCAAUACAAAUAGUAUAUUUUCAAAAAUUUAAAUUGUCAUGGGAAAUUUUAUGAAAACCUAAUGAAAAUGUUUUUAAAUAAUGCUAUGAAUUUUUUUUAAAAAGUCAAUUAAAUUUAAAAAAAAGGAAAGUGCUUCAGUAUCGGACAAAACCCCUACCGCCCACCAUGAAAGCUGGAACGCCCACUAGUGGGCGGUAGGGACCAGGUUGACUACCACUGGUAUAGAUAGUGUACAUGAAGCUCAUGUACACUUGGGAGCUCAUGAACCCAAGCUUUAAACUAUACUUAUUUCAAAAAUCUGGGUGACCACUAAAUGGCAGCAAUAAAUUAUUGUUUGCUUUAUUCCUUUGCUGCAGUCUAGUUGUCCAGAUUUGUUUUAACCUAGACAAAUUAAGUCAUUUUAAAAAGAUGUCAAACUAUGGAAUUACUUUUGAAUGAAUCUGUUUUAUGAACAUUGAUUAACCUUUCAAGCAGAUUAUUGUUGCUGACGUAAAUCAUCAAGAUUUUGUCUUGUAUCUCAGCCUUUUUGAACUAUUACUUGAAGAAUUCUUUUGUUUUAUAUUGACGCUCAGGAAGGUGUAUCUUUUUUCUUACAUUGUAAAUGACUGAUUUAUUUUAGUGAUGUGACAUUACGGGCAUUAAAAGAAAAAGUAAAUCGUGCAAAUGUUGACCCCACUGUGAAAGCUGUUGUGAUUUGUGGGGCAAAUGGGAAAUUCAGUGCAGGUAAGAACUUUUCAGUCACUUCAGUUUUUUGUUAUAAUUGCUGAGCAAUAUUCAAAGUCAUACACAUUAAAGACAAUACAAACAAUGAUACAGAAUUCAAAUAAAAUUAGGUAACAUAAUGGAAUCUUAAGUCUAUUUGACACCCACCAGGCCUGACAAGUCGCCAAACAAAAUUUUACAACUUGUUAUGUCUGCAAGUAAAUCCAAACAACUAUGGAUUCUGCAAAUUGCACAAUGCUACAAAGUUUUACUGAAGUUUUCAAAAGAAAUGACUUAGGAGGGCAAGAGCCAGUGUUUCUAUUACAUUUACUCUAGCAUCUUAUAUUUCUUCAAAAACUUUUGAGGAAGGAUUUUGAAAGAUGCCAAGAAAUUCUGUAUCAUAUUUUGUUUCCAAAUAUGUUACUGCCUAUAGCUUAAAUGUCCUAGUUCCAAUAAUUGCAUUUGUUGAAAUUCUAUUGUAAUCAACUUUGUAUUGCUAUACAUUUUUCUUUGCUUUGGUGCUGCUUUUGCUUCAAGAUAUCCUAUCCUCAAAAGCCUCUGAAAUAUUCUCCCACCAAAAUCAUGGCUUGCCUAUUGGCUCCAAUGUGGACUAGUGUAAUGGUCACUCUCACAGUAUAAAAUGUGCUGCCUUACAUAGCCUCCAUCUUCUUAGUGUUCAUUCUUAUAAUCAAUGGUUGAACAAAAAGACCAGAAUACCUUUCCACCAGCAACCAACAAUCAGAUGAACAUAAAUUAACAUCAAGAUUAACAUGUGACCAGCAGUCCAGAAGUAAACAAUUCCCCACUCAAGGAACUGCCAAACAAGGUGCUGAUAUCAGAGGACUUUCUGUUAGUAUUCAAAAAGAUGCACUGAGUAUGGAGUCUGUAGUUGCUUUUAUAGAGAAGAGUGAAAAACCAUUUGUGGCUGCUAUUGAAGAUAUAGCUUUCGGAGGAGGCCUGGAGUUGGCACUGGGCUGUCAUUAUAGGAUUGCAAACAUGAAGGCUCAAGUUGGUUUGCCAGAAGUCACAAUAGGUUUACUUCCUGGAGCCGGAGGGACUCAACGGCUUCCACGAUUGAUUGGGGUACCAGCUGCACUUGAUCUGAUCAUCACAGGUAAAAAUGUGCCAGCUACUGAAGCACUGAAACUGGGGAUCUUAGAUGAGAUUGUUAAAGAAAAUCCAGUUGAAGCAGCUAUAAAGUUAGCACAAAGAAUAUCAGGUCAGCCAUUGGGACCUCGCAGACUCUCUCUGAAACAGACUCCCAAACUCCCCAACAUGGAAGCUUUUCUAUAUGAGGCACUUUUGAAGGUGAAGAAACAGGCUCCAGGAUGCCUCUCACCCGAAAUGUGCUUUCGAGCUGUGGAAGCUUCUGUGUACUUGCCCUUCGCAGAAGGAAUUCGCAAGGAAAAGGAGCUUUUUCUUCUCCUUCUCACUUCAGGCCAGGCUAAAGCAUUGCAGUAUGCUUUCUUUGCCCAAAGAAUUUCAGAAAAAUGGAUGUUGCCUAGUGGGGCAUCCUGGAAGACUGCAUCCCCUCAACCAAUCCGGAAAGCAGCUGUGAUAGGUUUGGGGACAAUGGGCCAAGGCAUUGUGGUAUCUCUGGUAAAGGCUAAAAUUCCAGUUGUGGCUCUGGAGAAGGAUAAGAAGCAUCUUGAAAUAGCAAGAAAAGCUAUCAAAGCUUGUUUGGAGCGCGAAACUUUAAGAAUGCAACAGAAGGGCAAAACACUGGAUAUCCAUAAAUCUAAAUUACUUCACUUCACUCUGGAUUUUGGUGCACUAAAAGAUGUAGAUCUAGUUAUUGAGGCUGUGUUUGAGGAUAUGGUUCUGAAAAAAGAAAUAUUCUGUAAAUUAUCCGAAAUCUGCAAGCCAGAAGCCUUUUUGGCCACUAAUACUUCUUGCCUAGAUAUAGAUGAGAUUGCUUCUAUUACUAACCGUCCCCAGCAAGUCAUUGGUACUCAUUUCUUUUCACCGGCACAUGUAAUGAAGUUAAUAGAGAUCAUUCAUGGACAGCACACAUCUCCUACUGCUAUUGCUACAAUUAUGAACUUGGCCAAAAUUAUGGACAAAUGUGGUGUUCUAGUAGAAAAUUGUUUUGGCUUUGUUGGGAAUCGGCUACUCAAUUCUUAUAAUGAACAAACAUAUUUCCUUUUAGAAGAGGGCAGUACUCCAGAGGAGAUAGACAAAAUUAUGGAGGAAUUUGGUUUCAAACUGGGUCCUUUCAAAGUAUCUGAUCUGGCUGGGCUUGAUGUGGGCUGGAAAUCUAGAAUAGGGCAGGGCCUGACAGGAGCCAACCUACCUCUUGGAACACCUCCCUGCCAACGAGAUGGUAAACGUUAUAGCCCUCUUCCUGAUGUCCUGUGUGAGAAGGGAAGAUACGGUCAGAAAACUGGAAAGGGCUGGUACCUAUAUGAUAAACCUGGGGGAAAGACAGCAAAGUCUGAUCCCUGGCUUCACAGUUUCCUUCAGAAUUAUAGAAAUGCCCACAACAUUACAACUCGCACCAUUACCCAAGAGGAGAUUUUGGAGCGUUGUCUGUAUUCACUUGUCAAUGAGGGUUUCCAAAUAUUAUCUGAAGAAAUGGCAUCUUGCCCAGAAGCUAUUGAUACCAUCUAUAUCAAUGGUUAUGGGUGGCCCAGGCAUAAGGGUGGUCCAAUGUUCUAUGCUUCUGAGAUUGGGCUGUCUAAGAUUCUAACAAAAUUGCAAAAGUAUGCUGAGGCUAAUCCUGACAUACCUAAACUACAACCCAGUCCCUUUCUGCAGAAACUUGUCACCCUUGGUAACCCUCCAUUGAAGAACUGGCCAUCCCUUGUGAGAGCCCAGCAAAGCAAGUUAUAAUUAAUGUUUUCUGACAAUCAUCUUCUUUACAUGCAAGUGGGAGAGUUUUAUUUUCCUAACUUAUUCUAAAGUAGCUUUGGGAUGCAUGUAAAUGUUCUCAUGGGUCAUUUUUAAGCUCUCCUUAUUCUUAGACUUGGGGUGCUACUGUUUGCAUUGUUUUCCAUUGUUGUGAAGCCCAUGCAUCUCAGGGAAGACCCAGUGGGAACAAUGCCUUUUUAAUAUAUCUUAGCAUUUAAUGAAAGCCUGGAUGAUUGUGUAGAUGAUUGUGAGAAAGGAUACUUGCACCCAUGCCCUGGCAACCCUUCAGUAAAUGGCAGAAUAUAACCUAUGAUAAAUUCAAUGAAAUCCUUUUCUUCUUUGAAAGAAAUUUACAAAGCAAAUUCUCUUUCAUCAGAUGGAAUGAGAGCUGAUAGGAAAAUAAAACAUAGAAUAUUUUUUCUACAUACAAGUUAUCAUUCAGUAUAAACAGCCUGUUUCCUGUUCUGCAACUUAACAAGACAGACACUGACUUCAGAGGAUAAUUAGAACUGCAGAAAAAAUAAUUGCUACCAACCUGCCUUCCAUUGAGGACCUGUAUACUGCACGAAUCAAGAAGAGGGCCGUGAAAAUAUUUACAGAUCCCUGGACAUAAACUGUUUCAACUCCUACCCUCAAAACGACGCUAUAGAGCACUGCACAGCAGAACAACUAGACACAAGAACAGUUUUUUCCCAAAGGCCAUCACUCUGCUAAACAAAUAAUUCCCUCAACACUGUCAAACUAUUUACUAAAUCUGCACUAUUAAUCUUCUCAUAGUUCCCAUCACCCAUCUCCUUCCACUUAUGACUGUAUGACUGUAACUUUGUUGUUGGUAAUCCUUAUGAUUUUUAUUGAUAUUGGUUGUUUCCUGAUUGCUUAUUUGUACCCUAUGAUUAUCAUUAAGUGUUGUAUCAUUAAGUGUUAAAUUUGUACCCUAUGACCAUCAUUAAGUGUUGUAAGUAUUGUACCUUGAUGAAAGUAUCUUUUCUUUUAUGUACACUGAGAGCAUAUGCACCAAGACAAAUUCCUUGUAUGUCCAAUCACACUUGGCCAAUAAAAAAUUCUAUUCUAUUCUAUUCAGAUUUUUUAACUGUUUCAGGCUGUAGUCUGAAAUACAGGGUGCUAUAGAAUAAUAUCUUUUCUGAUUUCAAAAAUGAGCCCACACCCUCUCUCCGCAAAUGAUAAAUUGUUGCUCACAAAGUGCCUUUUAUCAUACCACUUGCUUGAAAGCACAUUCGAGUAUUAUGCUGCCAAGUGUCUGAAUAUACUUGAUCAAGCCAUCUUACAAGAAGAGGGGAAAAAAACUUUGAUCUGAAAGUUGCUUACUAUUCUGGAAGUAAAUAUAUUCCUGGGCUGAGUAUAUUCUUUGCUUUUGUUCCACCUCAGUCUCCCAAGCCACUGUUUUUACCAAUUGCACCUCUGAAUUCUGAUUUUAAAAAAGUUAAAACAAAUAAUUG
This is a messenger RNA of Ahaetulla prasina, 8534 nucleotides long. It is a transcript of the gene EHHADH, whose product is annotated as enoyl-CoA hydratase and 3-hydroxyacyl CoA dehydrogenase. Gene Ontology annotation, cellular component: peroxisome. Gene Ontology annotation, molecular function: NAD+ binding; (3S)-3-hydroxyacyl-CoA dehydrogenase (NAD+) activity. Gene Ontology annotation, biological process: fatty acid beta-oxidation. Bases 5104 to 7059 code for a protein of 651 amino acids. NCBI's taxonomy places the organism in Eukaryota, Metazoa, Chordata, Lepidosauria, Squamata, Colubridae. The record is from RefSeq and is a predicted model, not a curated record. The transcript is spliced from 6 exons.